Telopea speciosissima is the source of this 533-nucleotide messenger RNA. RefSeq names its product 17.4 kDa class III heat shock protein. Lineage: Eukaryota; Viridiplantae; Streptophyta; Magnoliopsida; Proteales; Proteaceae. Bases 36 to 497 code for a protein of 153 amino acids. The transcript has 2 exons. The record is from RefSeq and is a predicted model, not a curated record. Gene Ontology annotation, biological process: response to heat; response to salt stress; response to hydrogen peroxide.
GAGUAUAGCCCCACACAUCGAUUCAGGCAGUCACGAUGAACCCAAUGGCAGAUAUCAAUGGGAACUUGGCUUCAGCCAUGAACCAUUUGUUCAAUUUCCCAGAGAAUAUCGAGAAAUUGAUGUUUUCAGAUCGGUCUGACUCGAAAGGCAUGACGAGCAUUCCUGUGGACAUCCUUGAUAGCCCUAAGGAGUAUAUAUUUUACAUGGAUGUCCCUGGUCUGUCCAAAACCGAUAUUCAGGUAACGGUGGAGGAUGAGCGAACACUGGUGAUCCGAAGUAAUGGGAAGAGAAAGCGUGAGGAUGGAGAGGAGGAAGGAUGCAAGUACAUAAAGUUGGAGCGGAGAGCUUCCCCUAAGUUCUUGAGGAAAUUCCGUCUCCCUGAGAAUUCAAACGUCUCUGCCAUCUCAGCCAAAUGUGAGAAUGGUGUCCUGACUGUGAUAGUGGAGAAACUGCCCCCACCACCCAAACCCAAGACCGUCGAGGUUGCCAUUUCCUGAGAAGAGAACACAGCACAGCCAGAGGAGAUAAGCAAG